Messenger RNA from Penicillium arizonense, 1080 nucleotides. RefSeq names its product fungal specific transcription factor domain-containing protein. Gene Ontology annotation, cellular component: nucleus. Gene Ontology annotation, molecular function: DNA-binding transcription factor activity; transcription cis-regulatory region binding. Lineage: Eukaryota; Fungi; Ascomycota; Eurotiomycetes; Eurotiales; Aspergillaceae. The coding region runs from base 1 to 1080 and encodes 359 amino acids. The transcript has a single exon. The record is from RefSeq and is a predicted model, not a curated record. Gene Ontology annotation, biological process: positive regulation of transcription by RNA polymerase II.
AUGACCACGGAGUCCCCAGCUCUUGCACACGCCUUGGUCGCUUGGUCGUGUGGACAUCUGUCGUCUGUUGACAGCUCCUAUCAUAUCACCGCACUGGAAGCGCGAUCAAAAGCACUACUAGAACUUUCAAAAGCCGUUUCAUCUCCCGAUGAGACUCUCCGUGAGUCUAACGCAGCCGCUAGUCUUGUGCUAAUGACAUCCGAAGUCUGUCUCGGCGAUCAUACGAAAUGGCUCAAUCAUUUGGGUGGUGUUAAACAUAUUAUCUUGUCUGCUCAGCGCCGAAAUAUCUCUGGGGGCCAUUUGUUACACGGACCGGAGGCGUUGAAGCAGAGUCCAGAGGGCCGGUGGAUACUACGCAAUUUUGCAUAUCACGACGUCCUGGGCAGCGUGACUCUAGGACAGCCUCCUUUGAUCAACGCUUGCUACUUGAAGGGUAUAACCGAUGAGGUUGACACUUACCUUGGCUUGGCUUCCGAGGUUCUGAUCCUUCUUUCAGAAAUAAGCUGUCUUGACGUUUUGAGAUUAGCCAAUAGCUACGUUUUGAUGAACGAGGCAGACCCCUCAAACACACAAAAGUCGUUCCAGGUGAUGGAGCGGGCUCUUCGAACUUGGACAUGUCACAAAGAUGGAAGUUUAACAUUAACAGCGUUGGCAUAUACCUAUCGUGGGGCCGGUUUACUUUUUCUCUACCGCCAGACUCUUCGCGGGAUGCGACUGCUUCCUUAUUCCUCCCCUGCGGACCAACACCGAGAUUUUCACCGUUUGCUGCACUCCAAGAUUCAAACCGAAGUCGCUUCAACUCUACAAUUUGUUACCCGCGUCCCAUUGAGCGGGUUCCCAGAGGCUGCCCUUUUAUUUCCUCUUUUCCUCAUUGGUGGUGAGGCUAUGGACCCAUUGCAUAUCGAUCUCGUCCGUACGCGGCUGCAACUCAUGCUAGAAAAGCGCCAUUUCCACAAUAUUCUGCGGGCAUUAGAGGUGCUCGAGGAUGUUUGGAAACGUCGCCAAUAUCACCAGGAAACUUAUGACGUUGACUGGCAAGAUGCAAUUGACAAUAAUGGAGGGGAGCUGCUUUUGACAUGA